Messenger RNA from Hyalella azteca, 3539 nucleotides. RefSeq lists its product as uncharacterized. The record is from RefSeq and is a predicted model, not a curated record. Gene Ontology annotation, cellular component: membrane. NCBI's taxonomy places the organism in Eukaryota, Metazoa, Arthropoda, Malacostraca, Amphipoda, Hyalellidae. Gene Ontology annotation, biological process: sodium ion transmembrane transport. Gene Ontology annotation, molecular function: ligand-gated sodium channel activity. The transcript has 23 exons. The coding region runs from base 1 to 3048 and encodes 1015 amino acids.
AUGUACAAGUCCUACGCUGAGUUCGAAUUCGGCAGCUCGGCCGCAUCGUCGCCUGCUCUGCAAUCCGCUAUCGAAACUCCACAGGUCACAUAUACGCCAGCCAAAAUUGCGACCUCGGCUUCACCAUCAAACCGGCAGAGUUCACCUGUCGAGGACUCGUCGGAACAUCAUCUGCAGCAACAGAACUCAUCUGCCCGAAGCUCUGCUGAAGUUAAUUAUAACUCACAAAUCAAUCCAAGUCCGAAAAAGGGAUCAAACUCACAAGCCUCGUCACGACCGUCUUCAGCUCUUCAUUAUCCAGCACAACGAUCACCCGUUCGUCCUCUGUAUCUCUCAUCCGACCAAAGCGAACGCAAUUCUAUUCCAGGACCAGGCGAGCCAAGAUCUCUCUCGCCUGUGCCUCGACACCAAGAUACGCGUGGAUCAUCUAUACAAUCUACGCAAUCUCCUGGGAACACGUCGGCACACUCACGCAAUUCGUCUGUAGCGCCCCGACUGCAUUCCCCUGCAGGCGCUUCACAUCGCACGGUCGUCAUAGGCUCGACAGCGGAUUUCGUUCAAGUUAAAGGAUCAAGAAGGAAAUCCGACAGAAUGAAGGCUGAGGAGCGGCCGAGGUUGUUCGGCAAGGCGUCGGAGGACUCUGACGAGGACGAGCCCGACACCCUCAAGGAGCUCACCGAGGACUUCCUGAGCAACAAGUUCAGCGGCCACGCCCUGCCAAGGUCGACCAGUGGCCGCACUCACAUACGGCGGCUGGUGUGGGCGGCGAUAUCCGUGCUGCUGUUCCUGCUGCUGGUGCUGCAGAUCCUCAACCUGACGCAGGAGUACCUGCAGUACAAGAAGCAGGUUACCAUCGAGUUGCUGGAAGAGGACGAAGUCUUAUUCCCAGCAGUGACAGUCUGCAAUUUCAACGUCGUCAAACUUAGCGCUUUGAGAAAUAGUAAAUUUGCCUCCCUCAUGGAGCUCGAGCGCGACUCAGAAGGCGGGAGCUGCGAGGGGUACGCCCAAAAAGCGCCCUGGAUAGUGGAUAAAGACUUCAAGCCCUUCUCUGCUCAAGACUAUUGGAGAGCCGACAACCACAACCAUCCCUACAACCACCACAACUCCAACCACAACAACCACCACCACAACUACAACCACCACCACCACAACUACGACUCGGCCGACUACAACCAUUUUGUUGAGCCUGAACCUACAACCACAGGAGAGCCGACAACCACAACCAUCCCUACAACCACCACAACUCCAACCACAACAACCACCACCACAACCACAACUACAACCACCACCACAACUACAACUCGGCCGACUACAACCACGCAACCAACGUCAUGCCCCACCGUGGCUGAGAGCCAGAACUGCGUGUUCCCGUACUACUAUUUCGGCGUAAGCUACAGCGCGUGUGUGGCCCUCUCUGACGGACGAUCUUGGUGCCCUACUCAGGUGGACGAGGAGGGCCAGUACACCGGCGUGUGGGCGUACUGCGCUGACGGCUGUCCUGUCAUACAGGACUCAUCCAUCCUUCGACGCAGAAAGCGAGCAGUUGAAAGCAACCCAACAGGGAAUGUGGAAGAAUUCCCCGAACCUGAGUUCUAUUCCACUGAAGCUCCUGGAGUCUUCAACGAAAGCCUCAUCAACGACACAUUACUCGAUGAAUCUUUUCGUGAGUACGAGGGUUACGUCCCUCAUUACGACGCUCGCACCCGCAGCGUGAACUGGUGCCACACAGAGCGCCCUACCGACUGCCUCCAAACUAACGGGAUGGAAGACGUUGACCCGUACAACUUCAGUGCGCUGCUGCAGGCGAGCAAGAAGCCUGACCUGAGCGACCUGAAGGAGGCCUUCACUCCCUCGGCUGAAGAAAUUCACGACUUAGGCGUUAAACCUCAAGAGUUUAUCACUGCUUGCACCUUCGACCAGACCAGCUGCUCCUUCAAGGAUUUCUACGUAUGGCAAAGCGACUCAUACGGCAACUGCUUCACGUUCAACUCGCCUAACCUCUACUUGAAGCGCGACGAUGGAGGCUUCGUCAAGGACAACAUAAGGAAGACCAGGAAGGCAGGAUACCAGAACGGCCUCCGCCUCACCCUGAACCUGGACGUAACUAACUACGUGUCGCUGCUGUCGUCCGACCUCGGCGUGCGGGCCGUGGUCCAUCACCCGCGGGUCACCCCCAUCCCUGAGGAGGAGGGCUUCUCGGUCUCCCCGGCCUUCCUUACCUCCAUCGGCAUUAGGAGGAAAGUGAUCCACCGCAUUGGCCCCCCUCACGGGGAAUGUCACCCUCGGGAAUGGGGGACAAACCCCCGCGAGUACAGUCAGACGUCGUGCCGUAUGCUGUGCACUGAACGCCUCAUCCAGAAGAACUGCCACUGCACCAACGCCAUCAACGACCUCCUGCUGGCGCUGCGCACACCCCUACCACGCUGCAACCCCACCAACCUCACCCAGGAUUUAUGUCGCCAGGUGCAGAUCAAAAGAACCACGGAGAAAGAUAUUUGUCACUGUCCUCCCAACUGCGAUGACGAAAUAUACACGCCUCUCAUUUCAACAAACCAGGUCAACAUGAGAUUCUUCAACCUCAUCAAGAACGCCAAAGGCAUUUACGUCGGUGAAGACGUCUGCUCAUUGUCCCAGAACAGCACCGUGAGGCUACAUGUGUACCUGGAGAAUCUGCAGCAAGAAACUAUCACUGAACUGCCCGCUAAAACUAUAUUCUCCUUCAUAGCCGAGGUGGGCGGCAACAUGGGGCUAUUCCUAGGCUUCUCCAUCGCCUCACUUCUUGAGAUCGCCGAGUUUUUCUUCGACGUGUUGCUCAUGGGCGGCUCCUGCAACAACUGUCGUGGGGGCGGUCGUGUGAACAACCACAGCCCCAAGAUGAUGACGCCGGUGCCGCUGCCUCGAGAGAUCGUCGCCACCUCACCCAACGGAUCUGCUACCAACAUCGCUCUGCUGGACCGGGACGACGAGGGUGGGACGAGGCGAGCGUCAGACGAGGCGCUAUUGACCAUCGAUGAGGAUUAUAACGAGUACAACUACCGACAACAAUAGGUCAUAGUUCUUUUAAUCGUUAAUUUCAUAUGCAAUACAUGAUGAAACGUCAAUAAUACAUAAUAACAUAAUAAAACAUUAACAAUACACGAUGAAACGUCAAUAAUUAAUACAUGAUAAAUCGACAGGAAUAUAUAAUAAACUAUAAAACGUAUGAAUUAACGUGUAUAAAGCUUUAAAAAAUUUGUAUAAUUUGAGAUAGAACAAUUUAUUGCAAGGAGUUAGUUACUGCAAAAAAUGAAUUAACAUGUUUGUUUCAAGUCAGGAUAAUCGAUUUUAACUUAGUAAAUUUUGUACAAGAACUGUAAUAUAUUUACAAAUUUAUGUUCGGAUACAGCUUAUGACUCAAGUAAACCACUUAUCAAACCUAUACGGUAAUUUGGAAUCAAACUUCUUUUUUUUAAUUAAACUUAAUUAAAUUAAACAUAAUCGAGCAAUGAUAAUAAUUAUUUGUAAUUAAUGUAGAAACAUAUUUUAGGACAGGCAAGAUC